AUGGCCUGGCAUGAUCUGAUCAACGCUCUCUCGGUGCCCUACAAGGUCCCUGGUGAAGGCUUCUGGGGCCCCAAGACGGUCACACUCAAUUUCUGUGAAGAGGACUAUGUCGUUACUCACUAUGUCGCAGAACUCUGUAACACAGUGACCAAUUUCCUCUUCAUUGUGCUUGGCGUCCGUGGUCUCCGAAUGUGCCUGCGUAAUCAGCAUGCGCCCAUCUUCGUCAUCGCCUUUCUUGGCUAUAUGACAGUUGGUCUAGCCUCGACCUUCUUCCAUGCCUCCUUGAAGUACUGGAUGCAACUAGCCGAUGAGCUUAGCAUGAUCUACACCACGUUCUUCAUGCUGUAUGCCACUUUUGCGUAUGACAGGUCUCCAAUCUUUCGUUUUCUACUUAGCAUAGGACUUGCUGCAACUGCCUGGUACAUCACAGCGAGAUACUAUGAGACAAAGGAUCCCCAGUUCCACCAAGACGCAUACGCGGUACUCACAGCCACGGUGGUGUUCUCGAACAUGUGGAUCAUGGAGUAUAGAGUGCGGCCACAACUCGAGACGCGAGAGAGAAUAGCCACCGGCCGUGCAGACACUCCCUCAAGCAAUGCUACCAUGACCCAGAUGUGGAAGAUGGUUGCGACUGGCCUGACCACCUUUCUGGGUGCCUGGGGAAUCUGGAACCUGGACAACAUUUACUGCAGCACCAUUACCAGCUGGCGCAGAAGCAUGCAGCUGCCCUGGGCUGUCGUCCUCGAAGGCCAUGCUUGGUGGCAUCUUGGAACCGGAAUAGGGGCGUACUACUAUAUCGUGUGGAGGAUCUGGAUCCACCGUUGUCUUGCAGGAGAGGAGGACAAGUUUCAGUUGCUCCUUCGGGAGGUCGAGACGCAAGCGAUCGCUGCUCAGCAGCAGAUCUCGCUGGUCAAGACGCAGCAGGCCUCGAAGCAGAGGGAGAUGCGCAUGGCCCAGCUCACACGCGCGGAGCUGUCUUCUCUGCCAAAGGACGUCGAUGUGUACGAGGGGGUCGGCAAGAUGUUCGUGGCAUUGCCAAUGUCCGAGAUGGACGGGAAGCUCGCUUCUCAGAUCAAGGACGCUGAGGGCGAGGUGGAGGGCCUCGGCAAGCGUCUCAACUAUCUCGAGAUCUCUCAGAAGAACAGCCAAGAGCAAAUAAUGCGCAUGCUCGGCGGUGCCAGCGCAUCGUGA
Messenger RNA from Microdochium trichocladiopsis, 1191 nucleotides. Its product is annotated as ceramidase-domain-containing protein. The record is from RefSeq and is a predicted model, not a curated record. Gene Ontology annotation, biological process: protein folding; ceramide biosynthetic process; ceramide catabolic process. The transcript has 9 exons. Bases 1 to 1191 code for a protein of 396 amino acids. Lineage: Eukaryota; Fungi; Ascomycota; Sordariomycetes; Xylariales; Microdochiaceae. Gene Ontology annotation, cellular component: endoplasmic reticulum membrane; prefoldin complex.